AGCUGGCCAACAUCUGGCAUUCAAGUAUGACAGAUUAAAAAUAAUAUUGUAUAAAAUCCUGGUAGACGUUGCGCAUAAAAUAUAUAGAAGAAAUUUCAAUCAAAAUUUUGUUUUAAGCCAAGUAUUUACGUAUGUGCUCCAAUUCAGUUGCAUUUGACAGUGAAAACGAUCUCAGUGAAAAAGAACUUAAAAGAAUUAUGAUGGAGGAAUUAACAGAUGAACUUCGGAACCUUUUUCCCCAAGAGAAAAUUUCAGGAUCGCUGGUAACAACUUUAUAUUCAACUGCGAAAUUCAAUCACGCUAAACUAUUGGUCGCCACCAUGAAUGAAAUUCAAAAUGAGGAUUUAAAAUCGCAUUUGAUUAAUAUGAAAUUCGAUGAAAUUGAUGGGCAAUCCAUUACACCCCUUACAUUGGCGGCUACAGCUGGUAACUUAAUAUAUGUUAAAACACUACUUGGACAAUAUAAUGUGGAUAUGGAAUGUGAAUGCAAUGUCAUAUUUGAUGGUCUGGUUGUGUAUGGAGCCACUGCAUUGUGGGUUGCAUCCGGAUUAGGACAUUUGCAGGUCGUCAAAUUGCUGGUGCAACAUGGAGCAAAUGUUAACCAUAAUACAAAGGCCCAAUCGUCACCACUAAGAGCGGCUUGCUAUGCAGGACGAUUGGACAUAGUAAAAUAUCUUAUAGAACAUGGAGCAGAUGUGAACAUAGGAAAUAAAUACAAUAACACUUGUAUUAUGAUUGCAGCUUACAAAGGACAUACACAAGUAGUUGACACUCUCUUGAAGAACGGAGCAAAUCCCAACGAUCAAGCCUUGUGUGGCGCAACCGCAUUGCACUAUGCUGCCGAAUGUGGUCAUUAUGAUGUAUGCCGCCUAUUACUGGAUCAUGGAGCGAGACUGCAAGAUAAUGAGUUCGGUCUGAAUCCAGUACUUAAUGCAGCCGAGCGAACUCAAGAGGACGUUGUAAAACUAUUUAUCGAGAGGCCCGGGUUAAUGGAAAAAGAGGAUAUCAUUAUUUCUCUGGAAUUAAUGGGCGCUUCAUUUGCAAACGACAAGGACAAUUAUAAUAUUGACAAAGCGUACACAUAUUUGCUUCGUGCAAUGGAAAUGCGUUAUUCAGAUGAAGAGAACAUUUUAAGGAAACGAGUUAUGCCCCCAAUUGUGGCGUACGAUGAUUGGUUUGAGACAGAAAAUAUUCCUGAAUUACGAGCAAUACGUCAAAAUCAUCAUUCGAUACAUAUGGAAUCUCUUACAAUACGGGAACGUAUUCUUGGAAAAAACAAUCCUGACUUGCCUCAACCAAUUGUUUAUAGAGGUGCAGUCAUGGCAGAUCAGGGGCGUUUUUCGCAAUGUCAAAUAUUAUGGAACUAUGCAAUGGACCUUAGGAUAAUGAAUAAUAUAUCAGUUGAUCGCGACCUCCUGCGUUUCGCACAACUUUUUUCUCAAAUUCUUCGUAUGGAGAAUGUGCGUUUAGAUUUGUCAGAGGUUCUAUCUAUUUUAGUCAAAUGUCAACAGGAAAUAGAACGAAAUAAAUACAGGAUUUUACAUCCCGGCCCUAAGGAUGUUCCGCAAAUGAUAUCAGAUCACAAUGAACAGAACAUUGCAACCGCAUUAUAUUUGAUAAAAAUUAUAACGAAGCUUGUGGCUCAACAGCCUUUAACAGGGGAACAAAAAAACACUCUUUACUGCACCAUAAAGAAACUCAUAAAAUGUGAUAUAAGACUGGGCGAUGGCCAAACACUCCUACAUAUGGCUGUGAACGCUGUGACUCCCGUUGAUGACUUUUAUACAAAUGAUAUAUGCAAGUUUCCAUGCUAUCGUACUGCCCUUCUAUUGGUUCAUGCCGGUGCUUCUGCUUGUGAAGUAGAUAAUAUGCGUAACACUCCUCUACAUACGCUGGUCUCAAGUUUUCCCAGAGAAAAUCUUCAGCUACUACCACAGGCCGAACAAAUAACGGAACUUCUUGUGUUUGCAGGAGCACACUUAGAUGCUGUUAACGCUCAUGGAUUAACGGCUGCAAAGAUGGCUAAUGUCGCUGCUCUGAAAACAAUUAUUCUCAACCAUGAAAAUUCAUCAAUAUCAUUAAUGUGUAUUGCGUCUCGUUGCGUUGCAAUCAACAGGAUCAAAUAUCAAGGCAUAGUCCCAAAUACAUUGGAAUCAUAUAUACAAAUGCAUAGUACAGAAAAGCAAUACUCAUAAUGGGGCCACAUUGCUAUAAAAAGCAAAAAGCAUUGUGACCGCAGUACAAUGUUCAUGUCUAAAAUUUCUUUAAAGUUUUUUUUAUAAAUUGUACCUAUUUCACAAUUUUCAAGUA
This is a messenger RNA of Stomoxys calcitrans (stable fly), 2310 nucleotides long. RefSeq names its product protein fem-1 homolog B (gene Fem-1). The record is from RefSeq and is a predicted model, not a curated record. Gene Ontology annotation, molecular function: protein binding. Bases 132 to 2195 code for a protein of 687 amino acids. The transcript has 7 exons. NCBI's taxonomy places the organism in Eukaryota, Metazoa, Arthropoda, Insecta, Diptera, Muscidae.